AUGUAUCUGCAUUUGACAUCUUGUGCCUGGUUUUAUAUAAUUAACAUUGAGUAGACAUGGCUUCCUCCAGCUGAUUACUAAUAUGAUGAAACUUAAUUUUAUCAGAAGAGUGUUGGAUUCCAGUAUUGGCUGAGUUUCUAUACCAGUGCUUAAUAUCUCACUAGCAAUGAUCAAAGUCCUCACAGCAACACUGAGAUUGUAUAUGGCAGUUUGGUAUGUAUUGGUGGAGCCCUUCUUAGUGCUAAUUUAUUUGGAUAAUUGUCAGUGAUUGUAUCUAAUUUGGACUAAAAAACAAAUGAAUUUCAAAAAAAGAUAGACUAAUCAAAUACCGCAAUGAAGAACAUAAAAUUGCCAAAGGACAUUCAAGAUUAGGUUAUAAAUUUUAUAAAAACGACUUAGAGUUCUCUUGAUUAACAGAAGGAGCUUGAUAUAUUCUUAUCAAUGGUUUCCCCUAGUUUAAGAAAAGAAGUCAUGAAAUUUAUAUUCGAUAUUAUACUUAAGAAAAAUGACCUUUUCAAAAACCUCUCAAAGUAACUUAGUUAACAUUAUAUUUAUAGUAAUCGACUAGAGAUAAGAGUAAACAAAAUAGUCUAGAAGCUGCAUACCUUACUAUUCACCCCUGAAGACUAAAUAAUUGUUCAGGGAGAUGAAUCUUAAUUUUUAUUUUUCUUGUCAACAGGUUCAGUCUAAGUAUCGGAAUUAGGUUUGAUAUUCAAAUGCUAAAGAACAGCAUCUGUUAGGAGUACUAACUACUGUGUCAUUGAAACAUUAGAGGAAGAAGAUUUUUAGAAUAAUAGACCUAUGACUGAGCUGAUAUUUCAUGUCAAACAAAAAUUCUUUUAAAAAGAUUCAAUUAUCAUGAAGCAGGGAGAAAUAGUCGAAAAUAUCUUCAUUAUCAUAGAUGGUGAUGUAGCGGUGAAUAUAAGUUCUGGUUAAUAAACAUCAGUACUGGAGACUCUCUAUAAGUUCUGUUCAUUUGGAAGUUAUACUUGUUUAAUGUAAGAAGAUAUUAGGUACAGUACUUGCUAAAUGUCAGCUCUUACUGACUGUACAAUGCUAUACUUGCCUAUUGCAACAUUUUUCAAUCUAAGAAAUGUGUACAAAUAAAUUGACAAAAUAAUAUAUGACACUGAGUAGUUUCUUUCAAUUUAUGGUCUUCCAUUUUGUGAUUUCAAACUUUACAGAAGAUCAGCUUUUAAAAACCCAAAGGUGAUUUUCCAAGGAGCAGUUAGGAGAGUUAUUAAGCUUAAUAAUAGGAAUUUAUAAGAUAAGAAGGGAGGGAGUCUUAAGAAUCUACUCAACACCAUGCAGGAAAAAUUAAUUAUGGAGAAGGUUAACUAAGAAAUUUCUAAGUCAAUGAAAAAAAUAUCAUAAAGAUAGCAAAGAGUAAUUGAAACUAAGCUAUUGGGGAAGUUCACUGAGAUACCUAUUUUAAGCGAUAUCGAUUUGAUAAAUAAGAUGAUUUAACAAUAAAAUUAAAGAAUCGCACAAAUUCAAGACUUUCUUAGGAACUAAGUUUUGGAUCAUAUUGAUCGAAAUCCUAACACAUAAAUGAAAAGAAGAUAUGUCAAGAGAAUUCACCUUGACAGUUGA
This is a messenger RNA of Stylonychia lemnae, 1593 nucleotides long. The record is from the annotation of a GenBank genome assembly. Lineage: Eukaryota; Ciliophora; Spirotrichea; Sporadotrichida; Oxytrichidae.